Entrophospora sp. SA101 is the source of this 621-nucleotide messenger RNA. NCBI's taxonomy places the organism in Eukaryota, Fungi, Glomeromycota, Glomeromycetes, Entrophosporales, Entrophosporaceae. The record is from the annotation of a GenBank genome assembly.
AUGAACAAAUCAUACUUAACGUUGCCUAACCAAACACAAUUAUCGAUCGAUACUGAUAAUAAGAGAUGGAGACGUAUUUUAAGAGACGCAACGAUUUUAUCUUGUGAUGAAUUUUGGUUUGAAAAACCAAAAAACAUCACAGUACCUGAUAAUUUAUUUAUGAUCAAAAAACAUUUUGAUGGCGAAUUGAGGUUACAAGAUUAUUUUGAAGAGCAGUUGUCUAUUCUCAAUCCGCAAAUGAAGUUUGUUAAAUUUGAACGUACCAAAAAUAAUCAUUAUUUACGAGGGUACGCGCCAGAUAUAUCAUUCGCACGAAAAGGUCUAAAGGUGAACUCCAAUAACGUUCUAUUCAUUAUAGAAUUAAAAAAAACUGGCGGAAAUUUACUAAGUGGUGACCUACUCCAGGUGUACAACUAUGGAUGUUGUAUAUUGGAUGAGCAAAAAUCAAGAGAUCACGCGACGUUUGCAAUAAGUAAUGGUUUAUAUAUAAAUUUUUUUCGUAUAUAUAGAGACAAAAAAUUAGACGCAAUCGAAAAUUUAAUUUUACACGACGAUUAUGGUGCUCAUCCAGGAUUAGAACUUUUAAUAAGUGUGAUUUCGUCACCAGUGUGUAAAUAUUAA